Heteronotia binoei (common prickly gecko) is the source of this 7651-nucleotide messenger RNA. RefSeq names its product APC regulator of WNT signaling pathway 2 (gene APC2). Gene Ontology annotation, cellular component: beta-catenin destruction complex; catenin complex; cytoplasmic microtubule. Gene Ontology annotation, biological process: regulation of cell differentiation; negative regulation of microtubule depolymerization; positive regulation of protein catabolic process. The coding region runs from base 69 to 7631 and encodes 2520 amino acids. Lineage: Eukaryota; Metazoa; Chordata; Lepidosauria; Squamata; Gekkonidae. Gene Ontology annotation, molecular function: gamma-catenin binding; beta-catenin binding; microtubule binding. The record is from RefSeq and is a predicted model, not a curated record. The transcript has 15 exons.
GAAAGCCAAGCCCAUCAGAAGCGGAGACAGAGACAGACCAGUGAGGGCCGGGGAAGGAUGCAGUAUUCAUGGGAUUGCUGUGGAUUCUCUCGUUCCUCCAUUCGACCUUCUUUGGGGAUGAGUCGAUGGAGGAGCUGAAGAUGUCUGGAUCGGUGACGUCCUACGACCAAUUGGUCAGGCAGGUCGAGGCGCUGAAAAAGGAGAACACCCACCUCCGCAGGGAACUGGAGGACAACUCCAAUCACCUCUCCAAACUGGAAAAUGAGACUUCAGAUAUGAAGGAAGUCCUGAAGCACUUACAGGGCAAACUGGAGCAGGAAGCCAAAGUGAUGGUGUCUUCGGGGCAGAUGGAGGUUCUGGAGCAGCUCAAAGCUCUGCAGAUGGACAUCACCAGCUUGUACAGCCUGAAGUUCCAGCUGCCGGCCUUCGACCCUGAAGAGGCGGGGUGCCCGGGACAGAGCACUGAGGACAGCCCCACCCACUCGGCCACGCUCCAAAGGAAAGGGAGCCUCGGAGACUUGAGCCGGGCCACCCUCCGGCUCCUGGAGGAGCUGGACCGAGAGAGGUGCUUUCUGCUGAGCGAGAUUGAGAAGGAGGAAAAAGAGAAGCUGUGGUAUUACACGCAGCUCCAGAGCCUCUCCAAACGGCUGGAUGAGCUCCCACAAGUGGAGACGUUCUCUAUGCAGAUGGACCUGAUCCGGCAGCAGCUGGAAUUCGAAGCGCAGCACAUCCGCACGCUGAUGGAGGAGCGUUUCGGGACGACAGAUGAGAUGGUGCAGAGAGCACAGAUCCGAGCAUCUCGGCUGGAACAGAUCGACAAGGAGUUGAUGGAAGCCCAGGAUAAGGUGCAGCAGGCAGAGCCCCAGCUCUGUGGGAAGCUCCCCAGUGUGGAAGGGGACGGAAGCCUCGACGUGCCCACCCAUCCCGACGAGGGGGGCGCUCACCCGCGCAGCAACAAGGUGGAGGUGGUCUUCUGGCUGCUGUCCAUGCUGGCCACCCGGGACAAAGAGGAGAUGUCCCGCACCCUUCUGGCCAUGUCGAGUUCCCAGGAGAGCUGCCUGGCCAUGAGGAAAUCGGGCUGCCUGCCACUGCUCAUCCAGAUCCUUCACGACGCAGACCGGGAACCGGGGACAUCGGAGAGCCCCAGCGGCCACGGAGGAGCGGGGAAAGACUGCCGCAUGCGGGCCAACGCUGCCCUCCACAACAUCAUCUUCUCCCAGCCCGACGAGGGGCAAGCCAAGAAGGAGAUGCGGGUGUUGCAUGUCUUGGAACAAAUCCGCUCCUACACGGAGACCUGCUGGGACUGGCUCAAAAUGCACCACGAGGAAGGGGAAAAGACCCCCAAGGGGGGCGCAGGUCCUGUCCCCAUUGAGCCGCAGAUCUGCCAAGCGACUUGUGCCAUCAUGAAGCUCUCAUUCGAUGAGGAGUACCGCCGUGCCAUGAACGAGCUGGGUGGGCUACAGGCCAUCGCAGAGCUGCUGCAGGUCGACUACGAGAUGCACAAACUGACGAGUGACCCUCUGAACCUGGCCCUGAGACGCUAUGGCGGCAUGGUGCUGACCAAUCUCAGCUUCGGAGACGUGGUCAACAAGGCCACCUUGUGCUCCCGCAGGAGAUGCAUGCAAGCGAUUGUGGCGCAACUGGCGGCCGACAACGAAGAGCUGCACCAGGUGGUCUCCAGCAUCCUACGUAAUCUCUCCUGGCGAGCCGACAUGAACAGCAAGAAAGUCUUGAGGGAGGUGGGCAGCGUGACAGCUCUUGUGCAGUGUGCCUUGCGGGCCACCAAGGAAUCCACCCUGAAGAGCGUGCUGAGCGCCCUGUGGAACCUGUCGGCUCACAGCACGGAGAACAAAGCAGCCAUCUGCGUGGUGGAGGGGGCCCUCGGCUUCCUCGUAAGCACACUCACCUACAAGUGCCAGAGCAACUCACUCGCCAUCAUUGAGAGCGGAGGGGGAAUCCUGAGGAACGUUUCCAGCCUCAUCGCCACCAGAGAAGACUACCGGCAAGUCCUGCGGGAUCACAACUGCCUUCAGACCUUGUUGCAACACCUCAAAUCCCACAGCCUGACCAUCGUCAGCAACGCCUGCGGAACUCUCUGGAACCUCUCCGCCCGCAGCUCCAAAGACCAGGAGCUGCUGUGGGACCUGGGGGCGGUCAGCAUGCUCCGGAACCUGGUUCACUCCAAGCACAAGAUGAUAGCCAUGGGGAGCGCAGCCGCCCUCAGGAACCUCCUCACCAAUCGGCCCCUCAAAUACAAAGACGCCAUGGUUGUCUCCCCUGGGUCCUGCAUGCCCUCGCUUUACAUGAGGAAGCAGAAAGCUCUGGAGGCUGAGUUGGAUGCCAAGCACUUGGCAGAGACCUUUGAUACCAUGGAGAAGCAAACUUCGAAAGGCCAGAGUGCCAAGAAACCUCCCAUGAGGCACAUGGACAGCUUGGUGAAGGACUACGCUUCUGACUCGGGGUGCUUUGAUGACGACGAGGUGCCCAAUGUGUCCAGCAGCACAGAGGUGGGCAGUGGCUCGGUCCUCUCCAUGUUCCUCAACUCCACCUUCCUUCAGGGUCAGGCCCUCCCCAGAGCCAUCGCCCAACGGAGAUGUCCCGAACCAGAGAAAGAUGAGAGCGGCAAGCCCUCAGAAGCCAGCAAGGCACCUCCCCUACUUCUGCCCCCAGACAACAAAGUCUCUAUGGUGGCGGCCAAGCUGGCGAACAAGAUCUCCACCACUGUAGCCAAGAUAGACAAGCUGGUGGAAGACAUCUCCACCCUCCAUACUUCUUCUGACGACAGCUUCAGCCUCAGCUCUGAGGACCACUGCCUCGACUGGCAGUAUGGCCCCGAGGAAGCCCACGAAGCCCGAGCACAGUCUUGCUCCCCAUGCCGCCUCUCAGAGGCCAGCGGGUUUGCCAAGCGGGAAGGCCUGAGCCGGGCUCACACCCUCCUGCGGCUGAAGACGGCCUACACCAGCCUGUCCAAUGACAGCCUCAACAGUGGCAGCACCAGUGAUGGUUACUGCACAAAGGAACACAUGAGACCAUGCACCAGAACGACUUUCUUAGAUUUCAAAGACGAGCUGCACCGAUAUCAGAAGCGGCCCAGCCGCCUCGACCUGAAGAACAUUUUGGUCAACCGGCCUGAGAAGAUGGAAAUGCUGGAGAAGAAACAUCAAGAGCCCGGGGAAGUGGCAGAGAAACUGGAACCUCCUGAAAAGGCCACAAAAGUGACAGUCGUCCCCAGCCCCGCUGCUGCAGAGAAGGAAUCGGAAUAUAAGGAUGCAAACAAGAAGAUAGCUGUUGACCCUCAGGUCCACACAAUUAAACUCUCUCCAUCCUAUCAGCACAUUCCCCUCGUGGAGAAUGCAGAUGGUAGCGACCCCGCAUUUGGGCCUGUGGGGUUGUCGGGAGCCUGCCCGGGCUAUCCAGCUGUGUCAGCCCAGAAGCAAGAUUGGUUGUCUUCCAGGCUCAUGCAACCCCCAGAAAAUCUUAACAAGAUCCCAGAGAAGUUGUCGGCACUAGCACCAACCGAACACGAGCAACUGCAGAAGUACUCGGUAGAGGAUACGCCGAUCUGCUUCUCCCGCUGCAGCUCCCUCUCUUCCCUUUCUUUGGCCGACAACAUGUUGGAUGGACGCAGCCACAGCGAGAAUGAGAUGGAUAGUGACUCCUCGCUCGAGAUCAUUGAAGUAGAAGAGGUAGCUGAGGCGGAGGAAGCCCACAAGGUGGAGCCAGAGAAGACCAAAAUGGAGGUGGAAGCCCACCCGCACAUCUCGCAGCCCAUUGCUAUUCCCUUCCCCCAAAAGGAGAAAAUAUUUCUUAGGGGAGUCUCACCAGCCCGGCAUGAGGACCUCACCCCCUCCAGUUCCUCCGAGAAUUACAUCCAGGAGACCCCGUUGGUGAUGAGCCGAUGCAGUUCCGUCAGCUCACUGGGCAGUUUCGAGAGCCCCUCCAUCGCCAGUUCCAUUCAGAGCGAGCCCUGCAGCGAGAUGAUCAGCGGCACCAUCAGUCCUAGCGAGCUGCCAGACAGUCCUGGUCAAACGAUGCCUCCCAGUCGCAGCAAAACUCCCCUGUUUGAAAUGAGUGGUCAGCCAGAGAAAGAGACCAGCCAGUUCAAUAUCCAGUGGGAAAACAACGUCAAGAAAUUCAUGGAGAUCACUGACUUCAAGGAGCGUUUCCAAAUGCCCCAAGACCUUGACUCCAUGGUCUACUUUACUGUGGAGAAGCCCAAUGAGAACUUCUCAUGCGCCUCCAGCUUGAGCGCGCUGCCUCUCCACGAACACUAUGUCCAGAAGGAUGUCGAGCUGAAACUCAUUCCCCCAUUCCCAGAGAGGAAUGGCUUGAACUUUGUGGCACAUGAAGAAGAGAGGGACAAUGAGAACCAGGGGAAGCCAGAGAGGUUGGAACUGACCUCUGACGAAGAUAUUGAGAUCCUGAAGGAAUGCAUCAGUUCAGCCAUGCCAUCCCGUUUCCGGAAGGUUCGGACAUCCCUCGUCUCUGGCUUCCCAGGCCAGGUUUUGAACCCUCAGUCUAAGAAGCCAGUGCACGUGCCAGUCUACAUGUUGGUCCCUGCCAAUCCUCACUUGGGCAUCCCUAAGCAACGACAGGCCACGGCCACCAGAAACAACAAAGAGUACAUUGGAGAUGAGGAUUCCUUCACCGACUCGGCGGAAGGAACCCCCGUCAACUUCUCCAGUGCCGCUUCCCUUAGUGACGAGACCCUCCAGUACCCAAUGAAGGAGGAAGGAGACUCAAAACACUGCCCUGGGAAAAAGAAGGAGGUGAUACGAUUGCAAGAAACUGGACACAAGAUUGAAGGGCUGCAGCAGGGGCAAGGAAUCAUGCGCACCGGCAGGAUCACGUCCAGCCACUCCACUCCAACCAAGAUGGUUUCCUCCAGCAAGCACAGAACUGGUUCUAACCACACGAGCCCACUUCAUGCAGGCAGAGCCCGAUCUGCUGAGACCAAGAGAGCACAGCUCCCUCUCAAAAACCUCGAGCUGACCCUGAUGAGGCAAGGCAGCAUGGGAGCCAGUUCCGAAGGCAGCUGUUCCCGGAAGGAGGCCCUCCGGGAGAAUGGGAGCCGCGGCAACGACCAGGUCUUCCAAUCCCUGUGUCACACCACCCCGACGGAGGAGGCUGUCUAUUGCUUCUAUGAAAAUGAUUCCGAUGAUCUGACAGAGCUAGCUAUGAAAAGUUCACCCAAGAGGAAGACUGGCCCAGCUGGAAAGCUCCAAAGAAAAGAAUGUUGGACCAAGAAGGAGCCUGACCUCACCACCAAACAUGCCAAAACCAAAAUGGCCACCAAGCUCCACAGUAACCUCAUUGAAGACGAAACACCGCCGUGCUAUUCUCUCAGCUCUUCCCUGAGUUCCCUGAGUGACCUGGAGCUCUAUGACCAUGAAGAAAGGACUCAACUCUAUAGCAGAACCAACCGCCAGCUGGCCUUGAGCCGGAGACACGAGGUGGCCUCAGCCUUGUCCAAACAGAGGGAUAGCUCAGCCAGUUCCCUCAGCUAUAAAUCAGAUGAUGACCUGCUGCUGAAAUGCAUUGGCUCAACCAUGCCAAAGAGGAGACGCCACUCGGCAAGAAGAAGGAACGCUGAGAAGGAUCGUAAGGUGUCCGGCCUCAAGGAGCGGAAGCCCAAAGACACACCAGAUGAAGAUGCCUCUGAAAAGGGAUCCGAUCUGGACAGCGUGGACUGGAAAGCCAUCCAGGAAGGGGCCAACUCUAUUGUGACCUGGCUGCACCAGGCUGCCUCUUCCUUCACCAGGGAGCCUUCCUCGGAAUCAGACUCCAUCCUUUCCUUCAUGUCUGGUCUCUCUGUUGGCUCCACUUUGCAAAUGUCCCUGGACAGGAAGGAGAAGAAGAGAAUCAGAAAGGUCCCUGGGGGUCAUGUAGAGAAAAAAGACCAGCCAAAAGCCUUCCAGGAGAGCAAGAAGAUGAUGGAUACCAGAGCAAUUGGCAGCAGGAACAGCAGAGUGGAGAAGAACUCAGGGCAGCAGAAGCCCAUGACCAACUUGCCAGUGGUCUUCCGAGGCCGGACGGUGAUCUACAUGCCCAACACUGCUAAAGAUUCACAGAGCCCCAGGUCCACCCCAAGGAAAACAGGAUCUCCCACCAAGCAGGAGGGCCCUGCAAAGAACUUCAGUUUGAAUCAGCAGAGGUCACGAAGUCUCCACCGGCCUGGGAAGAUAUCAGAAAUGGCAGAUCUUACAUUGCCCAAGAGAAGCGCCACCCCACCAGCUCGUAUCACCAAAACUCCUUCGUCUGGGUCGUCCAGAACGUCCACACCUUCCCAGCCCACCCAGAAGAAGCUAACGUCGCCUUCGCAGCUCAACAAACAGAUGCCAUCUCGUGAGGCUGGGAAAGCAGGUGGAAGUGCCACUCCCGGCCCCAACUCAAAACUGGUUCAGAAGUCACCGGUAUCCAAACAACACAAGACUCAGAAAUCACCCGUCCGUAUCCCCUUCAUGCAGAAGCCCAGCAAGAAGAUUCUACCUGCCAGGAGCACCAUGUCUGUGCUUGAGGAGCAGGUGGGAAGAGAGGAUGGCCAUGAGCCAAAACCAAAGGCCAACAGGAAAGAGGUCCUUCAGACCAGCCGCCUGAACUUGGUGCGCAUGUCUUCAGCGAGAUCCGUCAGCAGCGAGUCAGACCGCACGGGUUUCCUGAGGCAGCUGACGUUUAUCAAGGAGUCGUCCAGCCUCCUCAUGAGGCACCGUGCCGAGCUUUCUUCCUCAGAGCCCACACCCUCACUCUCUCAGGGUGCUUCACCCCGAAGAAGCAGGCUUGGCUUGCCGACAGUCUUCCUCUGUUCUUCCAGGUGUGACGAGCUCAAGGUGAACAAGCCAGCAGGGCCAAGCCAAAGGCCAGUCAUCUCUCGGGUGCCUCUUCCAAGUCACAAGGCCUCCUCAGGGGGCAGGCCUCCAAGACGAACCAGUUCAGAGAGCCCCUCCCGGCUUCCAGUGAAAACCAAUAACCUUCCACCCGAGCCAUUUAAACGUUAUUCCUCAUCUCCUCAGAUCAACAUUAUCAAGCGGGCCGGGAGCCCUGCCUCCACCAGCUCCUCCUCUUGCCCUGAGUCAUUGAGUGAGAAGAAGAAGAAUGAGGAGCCCUCAAAACUGCCGGUGAUUCCUCCUGUGGUGACUCAAGAGAAACGGCCAGAAGAGCAGCAACCAUUGACAAUGAAAGGCACUUGGAAGAGAAUUCGAGAUGAAGACAUCCCCCAUAUCCUGAAGAGCACCCUUCCCUCCACAGCCCUGCCAUUGGUCAGCACCUUGGAGGAAGAAGAGACCCAACAGGCCCAAACUGCUCUCCAGAGGAAGACCAGCGACGCUGUUGUGCAGACAGAAGACUUCUCCACCUCCAAGACCAACUCUAGUACCUCCCCGACACUAGAGAUACAAGAGAUGCUGAAAAUCGCCCAGGAUAGCGGCGAGGAGGAAGGUUUUGGCCUGAGCAAGGCUACUGCAGCGCCCAUCUCCUUUGCUCAUGAAGGGUCCACCAGCUCUCUCGGGAACUUCCCACCCAGCAGGCACGGUUCCCCCAGCCGAGCUGCUCGGGUGACCCCUUUCAACUACAUCCCCAGCCCAAUGGCGGUGCCAACGGUGAGCGACAAAGAGCUGGAGAAGAUGCAAGCUUAAGAUGCCCCUGGGUCGCAGGG